Molecule: messenger RNA, 2358 nt
Organism: Pararge aegeria (speckled wood butterfly)
Lineage: Eukaryota; Metazoa; Arthropoda; Insecta; Lepidoptera; Nymphalidae
Product: leucine-rich melanocyte differentiation-associated protein-like
Exons: 6
Coding region: 135-785 (216 amino acids)
Molecular function (GO): protein binding
Source: RefSeq, a predicted model, not a curated record
CUAUAUUUAUAUUGUUGUUAAUUAGUUCAGAAGUAUUUCUAUCAAGAUAUAUUGACUACUUUAAUGUAACUGAGGAUGAAGCUGUUAUAGCCAUUGAUGUGGCGACUGGUGUGCUAGUGGACUCGGUUACCACAAUGUCUCAGAGCAAUAUACCAGCGGAAUUAAUACAGUCAGCAGAUGAUACAAAUGAAGAAGAUCCAACAAAGCUGACCCUGGCUUACGAGAGACUGUAUGAGCUGCCCAGAACUAUAGUGGAGAGGUUUGCAGACCACAUCAGAUAUCUGGAUAUUAGUCACAAUAAAAUAACAAAUCUGGACGCAUUAGUGCACUUCAAGCACCUAACCUCGCUUAUAGCCGAUGAUAACCCCAUCACGGAGAACUGUUUCCUGCCACCAAUGCCAAAGCUGCAAUUGUUAUGGCUUAACCGCUGUAAAAUAUCAUCUCUGUACCCCUGGGUGGGCAAGCUGAAGGAGUCCUGCCCCGCCCUGUGCCUUCUGUCUCUGAUGGGGAACCCGGCCGCUCCCAGCUACUUCAACGGAGGCACCUUCUACGAUUAUUUACAAUACAGGCUGUUCGUCAUCUCGCAGUUCCCGUCGCUGCGGCACCUGGACGACCGCGCGGUGGCGGGCGACCAGCGCGCCGAGGCGCGGCGCCUGUACCGCCGCCCGCUGCUGGAGCGCCUGGCGCCCGCGCUGGCCGCGCCCGGCGCGUGGGGCUCCGCGCCGGCCCGGCUGGCCGCGCUGUGGCGCAAGGCCAGGCCGCCGGGGCGGAACCUGCUCAUCUGAGACUUCUGAGCUGCGAGUGUGCACAGCGCCCCCGUGCCCUUCUGGACUUUGGAAAUACAAUUUCUGACUCAACGAGCUUAGUUACCAUUACUGAUACUAUAUAUGUGAAAUGUCUUUACGAUUGUGAGUGUAAUCCAUUUUUCAAACAUUCGUUGGCAUUGGUGAGGGUAAAUUUGGAAUAAGUAAACCUGUGCAAGUUUGGUACUAUAUGAUACCCAAUACAAUGAAAUGGUACCCUGGAGAUCUCGGUAGAUGUUCCGCGUGAGAUUACGGUGGUUAGUGAUCAGCGUUUGAUAACGAUGUCAGGGUAAAAGCUUCUUUAGGGAUAAUAUUUUCAAACUCUUUGGUGCGAAUCAGUCGAGCGACCACAACCUAUAUAGAGAUCAUUAUUUUAACAAAUUGAAAUUUGGAAUAGUUAUAAAUAAUCCUUAAAUAACUAAAUUGCAAUUUUAAAAAACACAAACGCUCCGUCAACUGUUUAUUAUUAUUAUUCUGAUUGUUUUAUGAUCAACUGACAGACGUCAGGAAGAAUUCUUUAAGUGGCCUGAUUAAUAGUCUCAUAGUGUUUACAUCGGAAUAAAGUAUUUGCGGUUGUGCCUUUUGCCUAAAAUUUCGUGCUUUACGUGCUAUUUACGUUAUUACUUAUAAUGUUAAUAUAUUCCUACGCUGGAGAUAGAUUUUAAUGGUUGAAAGUGUCCACGAAAUGAUUUCUUACGUGUUCAUUCAUUUAUUGAUAUGAAGUCCUUCUGUUAGCUCACACGCAUGCAAGUCUCACUUGAAACUAUAGAUUCCAGAGAGAUAAAAUUUUGAAAUGGGUAAAUUAAUUAAGAUCGGUCAAUAUAAACUCAAAUUACAUAUCAAGAAAUAUAUUUAAACGAACAAGGACAACGAAACCUAGCGGUGAUAUCUAAGGUUUCGGUCUCCCUCUCGGAAGACUAAGUCCCCCCGGCAUGCACCAUUUCGUAGUGCUCUUUUUUAUAAUUUAAGCACUCAAAAUUGAACUUGCUUUAACGGUGAAGGAAAACAUCGUGAGGAAACCUGCAUGCCUGAGAGUUCUCGAGGCGUGUGUGUCUACCAACCCACACUUGGCCAGCGUGGUGGACUCCUAAACCCUUAUUCUGAGAGGAGGCCCGUGCCAUGCAGUGAGCCACCGUCGAUUGAUUUUAAUUUUUCGUCACUUUUUAUUACUCAGUAUCUAUUUUCGAUGAAUGUACAUAAAUACUCAAAAUUUUCAGCCCAAUUGGAGUAUAUCUGCGACAAAAACUCAGUGUGGUAUAGUCGGGUGGUUUUUGAUGAGACGAAAACCAUUCUGUCAUUUUCUUUCUUAUGGUGCUUUUGUGUAGGCACAAUAUUUUAUAAUGUUUACAUAGAGUGCCGCAGACUCGAUGCCUUGAGUCUUCGCAAGAUAGAAACACUGUUUGGGAAAUGUUUUCAAUGUUAUCAAAAUAAAUGAUAAUUACUUAACUAUACUUAAGUAUAUUAGAUUAUGGAAUAUUAUGUAAAUAGAAGUUUGAUGUUUUAAAUGUCCAUUUGAAUAGUUGUAAAUUGUAGAUAAAUAAUUAUUAUGUAAAAA